ACUGAAAUUGACAACUCUUACAUAAACGGCACACAGUACAGAAUGGUGGACCCAGCACACGGCGCUCUUGAUGAGAGCUACACACCAGAGGAUGACUCCCACGAAGCACAUUCUGUCUUUUCUGAAGAAGGCACCACACGCCGGCUAGAUAAUGGGAUGAAGAAACCCAUCUCACGCACAGUCCUUCCAAAUGAUUCCAUGUCCAUCAAUGGAGGCAUGUCAGUGUCUGGUAUGAGCGGUUACAGCGCCACACUGGACCGUCCGUACAGACAAGCGGGAGGGGACUACCCCACUGCCACAGUGCCAAGAAACUACCACUACGGCCCCGUAGGAGGUUAUGAUGACUACCGAGGAGGACCGCCAUCUGAGGCAUACACAAGCUUGAGCAGAGGCUCGCAUAUGGAUGAUCGUUACAGGCCAAUUGAUGGAUAUAGAACUCUGGAUUCUGGAUACCGGGCUCCGAGCCGCCAGCAGAUGGACCCCUACGCAGCACAGCCCCAGGUGGGCAGGGGAAUAAGGGCCAUGGGCUCGGCAAUGGACAUGCGAUACGGCCACGGACACUACGGUUUGGAAGAUGACCAGCGAAGUGCAGGCUAUGACGAGUACGGCAUGGGUCCUCCUCCCAUGCACCCUGGAGGUUACGACAUGCCGAGGCUGGGUCCUGGCCCUGGUGGUAUGGACAGGCGAAGACUCAGAAGCUGUGAAGAUACUCUGGAUGGUGAUAUGGGAGGAGUUGAUCCAUAUACUUGGGGGGUUCCCAUGACCCUCGACAGAGGGAGCAUGGCUUCAUUAGACAGCACCCUGAGGAAAGGUCCUCCCUCCUCAUGGAGACAACCGGAGCUGCCAGAGGUGAUCGCCAUGCUGAACUACCGCCUUGAUCCCGUCAAAAUCAACGCUGCCGCAUUCCUCCAGCACCUCACAUUUAAAAAUGAUAAGGUUAAGUCGGAGGUGCGGCGCCUUAAGGAUCCAGCCUUAGUGUCACUGCUGGACCACCCCAGCAAAGAUGUGCACCACUCGGCCUGCGGAGCUCUAAAGAAUAUUUCUUAUGGAAGAGAUUCAGACAAUAAGAUUGCUAUCAAGAACUGUGAUGGAGUGCCAGCGUUGAUCCGAUUAUUGAGAAAGACCCACGACCAGGACCUCACUGACACAAUCACAGGCACCCUGUGGAAUCUCUCAUCCCACGAUUCUGUGAAGAUGGAGAUCGUGGACCACGCCCUGCAUGCUCUGGCAGACGAGGUGAUAGUGCCGCACUCAGGCUGGGAGCGAGGCAGCAACAGCAGAGAAGAAAGCUGCAAACCACGGCAUCUGGAGUGGGAGACCGCCUUGACCAACACUGCUGGCUGCUUACGAAAUGUGAGUUCAGAGCGCAGCGAGGCAAGGAGGAAGCUGAGAGAGUGCACAGGAUUGGUGGAUUCGCUCAUGUACGUCGUGCAGUCCCAGAUCAGCCGCAAUGACGUGGACAAUAAGUUAGUGGAGAACUGCAUGUGCCUCUUAAGGAAUCUAUCCUAUCAGGUCCAUCGCGAGGUCCCCAGCUGUGAACGCUAUGCAGAGACCGCACCCAUUAACCAAGGCCCUUCGCCUGGCUCCAACAAGGGUGGCUGUUUUGGCUCCCGAAAAGGCAAAGAUGAGUGGUUUUCCAAAGGAAAGAAAGAUGGAGAUGACGGAAGUGCAGACCAAGUUGACAUUCCAAAGAGAACAGUACCUGCCAAAGGAUAUGAGCUGUUAUUCCAACCAGAGGUAGUUCGAAUUUACACGUCGCUGCUCAAAGAGAGCAAGAACCCUUCGGUGCUGGAAGCAGCUGCUGGGGCCAUCCAGAACCUAUGUGCGGGCCGAUGGACUUAUGGUCGUUACAUCCGAGCCACUGUGCGUCUGGAGAAGGGUCUUCCCAUGAUUGCUGAACUGUUGGGUCACGGAAAUGACCGUGUGGUGCGGGCCAUGUCUGGAGCCUUGAGGAACCUUGCCAUCGACAACAGGAAUUGCGAACUUCUCGGUUUGCAUGCCGUACCCCACCUUGUAGCGAACCUGCCUGGUGGCCAGAACCAGUCAAGUCGCAACCUGUCAGAGGAGACGGUGGUGUCUGUGCUCAGUACGCUGACUGAGGUGCUCGGCAGCAGCUUGGAGGCGGCGAAGACCCUCCGGGCCUCGCAAGGCAUCGAGAGGCUCGUCCUCAUUAAUAAAGAUGGUAAGCGGUCUGACCGUGAGGUCCGAGGGGCUGGCCAGGUGCUGCAGCUGGUGUGGGCCCACAAGGAGCUGCGUCGGCCACUGGAGAAAGAUGGCUGGAAGAAGACUGACUUCCAGGUCAACCUAAACCCCGGCACCACCAACGGCCCGAGCACUCGUGCCAACGGCACUUACGGGGACAGUACCACACCACUGCUGGACAGAGGAGAAAAACGAAACAUGAUUCCACUAAAUGACCUCGGCUCUGAGGCAUACUCAACACUGGACCAGAGGGAGCGGAGACACACUCUCGACGACACCACAGAGUCUCUACCGAGAGGGGUGUAUGGGGGAAGAAAGGGCUCCCUGCCUCUGUUGGACUCCUAUGAUGGUUAGCCCUCCCCCCUCUACCCCCCUCUGCAUGUAACAGCAUGAAAAACUGAUCGUGUGCAUCACCCAAACUGGGCCGUCCCUGCCUGACCAUUGCUACUGAGGAGGGAGGGUCCACAUGCGCCGCACGCCUUCCCUGUCGUGUCCCUUCCCCAAUCUCCUGUCAGACCAAUGAGGUCGGGAGACGACUGUUUGGCAUCCAAAGAACAUGUUUGUGUUGACAAAAACGACGCUGCGACACAAACACCUACAAGCCUGCUUUUUCUUUUCCCCCCUCUGUAUUUUUUUUAAUGUUAUGGUUAUCAAUUUACAGUAGCAACAAAAUUCUAGUCUGUGUUAAGUUAUAAAUCCUUAAAGGCAAUCAUCUAUGUUGACAAUCAUUUGAUUCCGGUGUCGUUCUGCUUUUGUACGUUUGCUAUUAGCAAUGUUGUGGUUAAAGUUAUUUGCUCCCGACGCCCGCAUUUUGACAAGGGCUUGUGUGUAGACUUCUGUGUAGGAUAUAUACUGUACAUAGAGAGAGAGAGACUGCGCACACGUUGGCUGGUUUAUUUAAAUGAUCCUUCACAGGGAUCGCUGGGAGGUCAGGAUACGGUAUGCAGAUGAGAGCAGGUUUGUGUUUAUUCCACAUACACCAAAUGUGUGCGUGAUUGUACGUUCAGGAGGGGACCUUAUGGACCUUGUUUCUUCCCCUCCCAGUGAGAUUUUGUAUGACCUGACCUAGACCAAUACCGUACUUUUGUUUGUUUUGUUCACAUGUCAGUUUUGGUAAUAUGUUCCCCUCCUAUUUUUCUUGGUUUUUUUUUUUUUUUUUUUUUUUUUGCAUCUGCCUCUUUGCUUUUGAUGUGUGGGGAAAAAAGAUCCAUUCCUGUAUGCUUUAGAUCCAAAAUCUGGCAUAAUGAUUGAAGGAUGUGAAGACCACUGAACCACUCAUAUUUAAUCGCUUAUUGGUAGAUAAGCAACUUAAGAUUCAAAUUCAUCUUUCAUUACCUAAAUGGUUUUAUUGGCUCUCAUUCCACGCAAUUUUGGUGCAUUACAUAAAUAUGCAAGGUUUAUUUGCUUUGAGGAGACUCAUUUGUGUACAGUUUGAGUUCUGUUUGAAUUUAGGCAGAUAAGAUGCAUAUUUCCUGUUGUCAUUUGUUUGUUUUCUAUUUUGUAUUCUACAUUUCUGUCCAUUUGUGAUUCAUCCACUAUUUUUGCAGUGGGUGAGUGAGAUCCGUAUGCAAUUUCUUUUCCACCCUUCCGUGUUACUUCCAGUUCUCCAGACAUGGUUUAUUUGUAAUGUUGCCUGUCCAUGUAAAAUUGUCACAUACCAUUCGUACCUGCCUUGACAAGUUGCUUUUUUCAAAAGUAUGUUACUGAUUAUACUGAUUUUUUGAUAAAUAAAGAUUGUUUCUUAGACAAUA
Messenger RNA from Corythoichthys intestinalis (scribbled pipefish), 3953 nucleotides. Its product is annotated as catenin delta-1-like. Gene Ontology annotation, molecular function: cadherin binding. Gene Ontology annotation, biological process: cell-cell junction assembly; cell-cell adhesion. NCBI's taxonomy places the organism in Eukaryota, Metazoa, Chordata, Actinopteri, Syngnathiformes, Syngnathidae. The record is from RefSeq and is a predicted model, not a curated record. Gene Ontology annotation, cellular component: cytoplasm; nucleus; adherens junction.